UUUUUUUUUUUCUCUCUCCCUGGGCUGCUUCAGGAGUAGUGUGUGGUGUCUAGCACACUUCUUGGGCAGAGAGAGAGAGUCUUGUCUGUGGAUCAGAGGCUAGGGCAUGUCACAGUAAUCCGCAGGAGCUGGGCCAAGCUGCUGAAUCACUGCUAAGUGAGCGGGAUGUCUAAACUCGGGAUGCUGCUGGGCCUCCCCCUGUUUUUGUGCCUGUUGUGCGUGGGGCUCUCAGAGGGCUGGCUCUGGUGGGAAGGCGCGAAGGACGACAAACAGACAGCGACACCGGCCAAUGUAAGGCCAGAGACCCAGAGGAGAAAAGAGGAAAAUGGACUGUCCCUACUGCAGCUUAUCGGGAACCCUCCUCCAUCCGACAUCGAGAAGGUCUACGGCCCGGACAACAGCCCCGGCUACGUGUUCAGCCAAAGCUCUAACACGGGGCAGCUGGCGCACGCCCACCUGCCCAACCCCUUCUACCGCGACUUCUCGCUCAUGUUCCACGUGAAGCCCACCACCACGCGGCCCGGCAUCAUCUUCUCCGUCACCGACGCCACGCAGCAGAUCAUGUACGUGGGCGUGAAGCUAGGAGCCGUGCAGGGCGGCCGCCAGCAGAUCCUCCUCUAUUACACGGAGCCCGACUCCACCACCUCCUACCUGGCGGCCAGCUUCACUGUGCCCUCCAUGCAGGACCAGUGGACCCGCUUCGCCCUCAGCGUCAACCAGGACACAGUGACGCUCUUCUUCAACUGUGACUCUGAGCCACAGGUCGUGACCUUCGAACGUUCGCCCGACGACAUGGAUCUGGAGAAUGGCGCGGGCAUCUUCGUUGGGCAGGCCGGUGGGGCAGACAGCGAUAAAUUCCUGGGUGUUAUUUCAGAGCUGAAGGUCAUCGGAGAUCCCCGAGCUGCAGAGCUGCAAUGUGAUGAAGAUGGAGAUGACUCAGACGCAGCCUCGGGCGAUUACGGAAGUGGAGAGGGAGAGGGGAGCCCCACAGUCUCGACUACACCUCCAACCCUGCGGCCAAUCCCACAGCCCCCAGUGACAUCACCGAAAGGCGACUCCGGCCACAGACACUCCGGUAGCGCAGGUGCGGCCGGAGCGGGCUCGAAAGGAGAGAAGGGCGACAGAGGAUACACAGGAGACAGCGGUCCAACUGGGCCGAAGGGAGAGAGUGGCUACGGCGGAGGAGGGAGCGGGCGCACAGAGAAGGGUGCCAAAGGAGACAGGGGUGCUGGAUUACCUGGUCCUAAAGGGGACCGUGGUUCUUCUGGGCCUCCUGGACCACCUGGGCCACCAGGACAGGGAGCCCAGGUUGUGAACCCUGGCGACGGUUCACGGGUUCAGGUCCCAGGACCCAGGGGACCACCAGGAUCACCUGGCUCUGCUGGUCUGCCUGGAAACGAUGGAGAACCUGGUGACCCUGGUGAAGAUGGCAGUGCUGGGCCUAUCGGACCUCCUGGAUUCCCUGGGACGCCAGGAGAUCCCGGACUAAGAGGAAUGAAGGGUGACCGUGGUGAGGGGCAACCAGGUCCCCGGGGCCUUCCGGGCCCCCCUGGCCCCCCUGCUCUGGGACCAUCCCGAGACAGACAUACCUUCGCGGACUUCGAGGGUUCUGGCUUUCCUGAUUUGGAGAGUGUGCGGGGUUCACCUGGACUGCCUGGACCACCGGGACCACCUGGUCUCCCAGGAUCUCCAGGCUAUGGAGGGUCUUCUGGAUCUGGGUCUUCUGGGUCACCUGGACUCCCUGGUGCAUCGGGACCUCCUGGCCCUGCAGGGCAACCAGGUCUACCAGGGCGACCAGGACCCAAGGGCGAUGCUGGUGAUUUGGGUCUGCCUGGAGCAGUUGGCGAAAAGGGCUCCAGGGGGGACGAAGGUACUCCUGGCACUCCAGGACAGGGGGGACUUGCCGGGCUCCCCGGACCCAUGGGACCCGUCGGACAACCAGGACCUCCAGGCCCUCCUGGGCCAGGCUACCGUGUUGGCUUUGAUGACAUGGAGGGGUCUGGGGUGGGCAGCUUUGCUGGUGGACCUGGAGUGAGAGGCCCUGAUGGAGUACAGGGCCCUCCUGGUAUUCCUGGCUUUGCGGGCAAGCCUGGCUUCCCAGGUCUUACUGGUCAGAAGGGCAAUGAGGGGUCUCAGGGCAGAGAUGGUCGACCAGGAUUGGAUGGUUUUCCUGGACCACAGGGACCAAAGGGUGACAGAGGAGACAAAGGAGAAAGAGGAGAUGCUGGUAGAGAUGGCGCCGGCCUUCCUGGACCACCUGGCCUGCCUGGACCCCCAGGGCAGAUCACCUACCAUUCUGGAAGUCAUGAUGGAGUGGGUAUACCAGGACCUGAGGGUAAUCCUGGACUGCAGGGUCAAGCAGGAUUCCCUGGCCCGAUGGGACCUAAAGGUACUCAAGGUGAUCCAGGUCUGCCAGGAAUUGCAAUCAAGGGUGACAAAGGAGAUCCUGGAGCGAUCAUUGGGCCUGAUGGCAAUGCCAUUUACUUUGCUGGCUCGGGUGGACACAAGGGAGACGUGGGACCUCCUGGACCAGUUGGGCCAGCUGGGCAAUAUGGUCCAGAAGGGCCAAAGGGUGAAAUCGGUUUCCCUGGCAGACCAGGUCGUCCUGGUGUUAAUGGCUACAAAGGAGAAAAAGGGGAUCCAUCAACAGGAUCUGGUUAUGCCUACCCUGGUCCCCCAGGACCUCCCGGGGCUCCUGGUCCACCAGGUCCUGCUCAGCCUUUGGACAGGUUUAAUAGAUAUGAUGAUUCAUCAAGGAACUACCCUGCUGCAAAGGGAGAUAAAGGAGACCGAGGGGAUGCCGGCCUUCCAGGAACCCCAGGCACUGCCUAUGACAUCGACUAUCAUUCAGUUAUAGGGAAAUUGAAAGGAGAGCAAGGCGAUACCGGCCUGAAGGGAGAGAAAGGAGAACCAGCAGGAGGAUACUAUGAUCCACGCUACGGAGGGGGACAGGGGCAUCCGGGACCCCCUGGAAAUCCAGGACUUCCAGGUCCGAAGGGAGACUCCAUCAGAGGACCUCCUGGACCCGAGGGUCCACCCGGUACCCCAGGAGUUGGUUAUGAUGGUCGCCCAGGCACUGAAGGCCCCCCUGGGCCUCCCGGUCCCCCAGGAUCACCUUCUCAUCCCGGAGCUUACCGACCCACCAUUAGUAUACCUGGACCUCCUGGUCCUGCCGGGCCACCUGGGCACCCUGGACAAUCAUCUGCUGUCACCGUUCAGAGGUCAUAUGAGGUGAUUGCAACUGCAAGGACGUAUCCAGAGGGCACCUUGAUCUUUGAAGUGGAAAAGAGCAGUCUCUACAUCAGAGUCCGAGAAGGCAUCCGUCAAGUUGUGCUUGGAGAUUAUCUGCCAUUCUUCAGUGGUCUGGACAAUGAGGUAGCUGCUGCCCAGCCUCCCCCAGUUAUCCACUACCCGCCAGACCACGGAGCCGGCAGCGCCACCCGACCCAUCGAGCCACCACCCCACCAGCCACCACCCCACCAGCCACCACCCCACCAGCCACCGCCCCAGCAGCCACCGCCCCAGCAGCCCGUUGACGUCGCCCCCCGCGAGCCAGAGACGCGCCCCGACACCCGCUACCCACCUCACUCCGAUCCCAGAUACCCCUCGAAUCCUGACCACAGAUACCCCUCGCAGGCGCACCCAAGAUACCCUCCCCACACCGACCCCAGGCAACCCACCUACCCUGUUACCCCUGUGCGUAGGCCCGCUCCAGAUCCCCAGCCCGUCAGACCUGUGGACACUACAGGCCCAGGGCUGCAUCUGAUAGCCCUGAAUGCACCCCAAGUGGGCAACAUGCGUGGCAUCCGCGGGGCAGACUUCUUGUGCUUCCAACAGGCCCGUGCCGUGAGCUUGGCGGGCACCUACAGGGCCUUCCUGUCCUCCAAACUACAGGACCUCUACAGCAUCGUGCGCAAGUCCGACAGGGAGAACCUGCCCAUCAAGAACAUCAAGGGCCAAGUGCUGUUCAACAGCUGGGAGUCUCUCUUCUCGGAGGCUGAGGGCAGGAUGAAGGACAACGCUCCCAUCUACUCCUUUGAUGGCCGAGACAUCCUCAGGGACAGUGCAUGGCCAGAGAAGAUGGUCUGGCACGGCUCCAGCCCGCGGGGUCAACGGCAGACAGACAACUACUGUGAGACGUGGAGGACAGGCGACCGGGCAGUGACAGGCCUGGCCUCCUCCCUGCAGUCCGGCCAGCUCCUUCAGCAGACAGCCAGCAGCUGCACCGGCUCCUACAUAGUGCUGUGCAUCGAGAACAGCUACAUCUCACAUUCCAAAAAGUAAACAACAACAACGACAAACAAACAAAAACAAAAACAAGCCCUCCAGUUCUUUUUUUCUCCCUUUUUAGCGUCCAGGAAAACCUGAAAACAGGAACAAUGCCCAGCCAGGCCCCAUGUCAUCUUAACAAACCUCUGCCCUUUCAAGUGUAAAACACCACCAUAUAGCUACAGCACAACAUGCAGGUAAACAGAUGGAACUGGGUCUUUCAGGCAGAGAGGAAUUCUACUUCUUUCGCCCCUCCACAAUGCCAAAGAGAUGAAUCUGACGGAAAGGUGUUUGCCCUUAGAGAGGGUGCUGGCACAUACUUCUACUGUGGGGCUGAGCCGGAGAAGAGAUGCUAUACAGCUAUUUGUGGCUGUGAUUUGAAAGUGUAACCAUGAUACAUUUUUUUGUAUAUUAAAUGUAUUGUUUGUGUUGUUUGUUUUUAUUUUUGUUGUUAUCGAUGUUACGUUUGAAAAUGUCUUAAUUUGAUGUAAUUGGUAUAUUCGACCAAUUUUAACAAACAUAUUUUUGUGUAACUUUUUCCACUUUUUUAUAUUAUUCCAAUUUUCCAUUCUGAAUUGUGGGAUGUUGAGGGGCAGAAAAGCUUAGAAAAAAACACUAAGAAUAAAAGAAAAUAUUAGAUAUUUAUUUUGAAAUGAAGUCUUUAGAGAUAACUGAUAAAUUCAAUUUGAGAAUGAAUAAAGAAAUAAAAAAACACUAUUUUUCUGUUAGCGAGCACUUUUUCUCAGAAUCUAUCAUUUCCACAGGAGAGAGUUGGUGAAACUAUUAGUACAGUAUACACAUGUAAAUCAUGAUCAUUUUUGUCUACAGGUUCCUGAUGAGAAAAAUUGUGUGAACUUACUUAACUUUUUGUUAUUCAUGAAAAAUCUGAAAAAAUGCUGAUAUUGUACAUGUGCUAUCACAACAUGAUUUUUUUUACAUUUCAGGUGGAGCUCAAUGCCAUUUGUUACGUUUUAUGUUUCAAACAGUAUGCUCUGGCUCAAGCCAGGACAAUUCACUUUAAUUCAGCAUGGUGCUCCAAUGACGUUUUAAGAUCUUUCCCAGAUGAAAUGUCGAUAUUGAAAUUGUGUAGGGGAAGGCAAUCUACCGUUUACCCAAACAGCAAGCAUUUCCAGAAUCAAUUCUCUGACCACUAACUUACAGUGUAUUUUGGAAAUGGUGGUCUAAUGCUGAAUUUGGUGCUACUUUGAUGAAAGGACUGCUGUGGGAAGAAGGGGUGCAGGUAAAGCUGAGGUGUAUUUUGUGAAGACACUUUAUAAUAGCACCAUGCUGAAUUUCCAUACUAGCUCAGUGGUAGUGCUACGGAUGUAUCUAGCAUGACCUAGUGUGACCCUGUGGAACGACACUUUUGUAACCAGUAUGUGCUGUAACAAUUCUUUGAGGCACUGAAUAAAUUAAUUUUGUCA
This is a messenger RNA of Clupea harengus (Atlantic herring), 5693 nucleotides long. RefSeq names its product collagen type XVIII alpha 1 chain a (gene col18a1a). NCBI's taxonomy places the organism in Eukaryota, Metazoa, Chordata, Actinopteri, Clupeiformes, Clupeidae. The record is from RefSeq and is a predicted model, not a curated record. Gene Ontology annotation, biological process: glomerular basement membrane development. Gene Ontology annotation, molecular function: extracellular matrix structural constituent conferring tensile strength.